This is a messenger RNA of Phytophthora nicotianae INRA-310, 696 nucleotides long. RefSeq lists its product as hypothetical. The record is from RefSeq and is a predicted model, not a curated record. Gene Ontology annotation, molecular function: protein binding. Bases 1 to 696 code for a protein of 231 amino acids. Lineage: Eukaryota; Oomycota; Peronosporomycetes; Peronosporales; Peronosporaceae. The transcript has 2 exons.
AUGGCAGCGGCGUCUCCAACUGCCGGUGCCUCUUCUCCAAAGAAAGCAGGGAUGCCUCGGCGCCAGGCUGCAGUUGUACCAUUGGAUUACUCAUUCAUGGGGCUCACGUCACUCUCUGAAAUGCAACAGCAUGACCCGGUAAGCGGCACUAAAAAGGCGAUUUCGGUCGGUGCCUUGACAACACGCUCUAGUGGAGGAGUCAACGACAGUCCCGCUUCAGAAGUGUCGGGAAUUUCGCCAACCAAGAAGCGACAGACGCCGGUAUCGCUACGUGUGAACAACAACAAAAUUUCCAGUCUGAACGACAUGCAGGAAGCUCUUCGCGCCGUGUUCGACUACCCAGAGAUGCUACAGUGGCUUGAUCUAUCAGGAAAUGCACUGGAGAGUAUCCCGCCCGACGUUUUCUCGGCGUAUCCGGAGCUGUUCACGCUGCACCUUCAUGGCAAUCAGUUAACUAAAUACUCAGACAUCGAAGCACUUGCCAAGUGGCUGCCACGUUUGCACUCGAUCAGUCUGCACGGCAAUCCCUUGGAGGAGAAGAAACAUUACCGCAACUACGUCAUCGCGUCGUUCCCGAACCUCAAGCAGCUCAACUUUAGCUCUGUGACGAUUGGCGAUCGAGAUAAGGCAGAAACCUGGACGAGGAUCUACAAGAACGCACGCAACGGAGGGAAAAGUCGAGAGGACGAUCUGUGA